AUGUUUUUAAAAAACUUUUUGCUAAGAUUUGUCUUAUUAAUUCUGAUUUAUUUGAAGUUUGUGGGAUCUCAAAACUGCACGAAGUUUUCUAUUAACUACAACAUCGCCAAAGAAAUCGUGUCAAAUCGUCAUUCAUAUGAAUUAAAUUUACAAUCAAGUGGAUUUGUAAUGAAAGAAGGUGACAUCGGUUACACCGAAACAGGAACUACUUCCCCCAGAAGUGGGAAAGCUAACAGUGACGCGGAACAUGUAACAGCGUUUGAGACACUCAUACGCGAUCAAACUGAUGAUGAUUUCAGCUCUCUUGUAGAGUAUGAAGACUGUUUAUUAGGGAGAAGAUCAAACCUGACCUCUCAUCCAAAAUAUCGUUCUAUAAAUGGAUAUGGAAAUAAUUUGAAGAAUCCCUAUUGGGGUUCCAGUGGCGUUUCAUUUGGUCGUUUCGCUCCUAAAGCUUAUGAUGAUGGAAUUCAUUCUAUUAGAAAAAGUGUGACGGGAAGAGAAUUGCCGAGUCCGAGAAAACUCGUGACAGAUGUUUUGUUGAAAGCUGAAAAAGCAAAUCCACCAUCUCGGACUCCAAAUAUGCUCCUCAAUUUGAUCUUUCUUUAUUUAACUCAUGACAUGGCAUUUCAAGCUCCUGUUGAAGGAAUAAAUGGAGAAAAUAUCAGAUGUUGUUCAAAGGAUAAUAAAAAUGUUUUAUCAUCGGAUUUCUUAAAUUCGGCUUGUCUUCCGAUUUCAGUUCCCCAUGACGAUCCAUUUUAUAUGACGAAAAAUGUCAGAUGUUUGAACAUGAUUCGUGCUCAACAAUCUACAACUCCUUACACUCUUCAAUCUGGUGAGAUUCUCAACAAGGCAACCUCAUUUAUAGAUCAUUCAGCCAUUUAUGGUACUGAAGAAUCUGACACAAACAAAAUCAGAACUUUCUCUAAUGGAAAGCUGAGAAUCCCUUCAAAUAAAGUCUUGCCAACUGAUAAAAAUGGAAAUUAUGUGGGAAGCAGUUUGAGGUUGGCAGUUGCACCAAUUGGUGCUGUCUGGCCAGCACUUUUUGCAAGGAACCACAAUUACUUGGCUGAGGGCUUAGCUGGUGUCAAUCCACAAUGGGACGAUGAAAGAAUUUUCCAAGAAGCUCGGAGAACAAAUAUUGCAAUUUUCCAAUCUGGAAUAUUUACAGGUCUGGGAAUUAUUUUCAAAAAACGGAAUGACGAAACUUAUUAUAAUGAAGCUGUUAAUCCAUCGAUUUCUCUUGAGUUCUCGGGUUCUUAUCGCUUAGGUCAUUUUUAUCUUCAAGACAACAUGUGGUUGGUUGAUGUUAAUGAUCCACAAAAAAUUGAAAAAAUUUUACAUUCUGAUGCGUUAGGACGAAUCGAUUUAUUCGAAAAUAAUUUUGACGAGACUAUUCGUGGUGUUUUGUUGCAACCGCUUAAUUUUAAUCAGUUUUCUGAUGAGAUUAUCAAUAAAUAUGUAAAGAAUGAAGAUGGAAUGGGACUUGAUCUUUUAUCCAUUGAUAUUCAACGAGGUCGAGAUCAUGGACACCCAACGUUUCUUGAUGCGAGAAGAAAAUGUGGAUUCAAUGCUGACUUCAAAUCAUUCGAUGACUUGAUUGCAAUUUUCCCUCAGAAAAAUGUUGAUUUGUUGAAAGCAAUUUAUGAUGACGUUGACGACAUUGAUCUUCAUGUUGGUGCAUUCUUGGAAACGUUUUCAUUAUUUACCACUGUUCUUGUGGGUGAAACUUAUGGAUGCAUUAUUGGGGAACAGUACCGAAGAACAAUGGGAGGUGAUGCCUACUUUUACAAGCACAAAACAAGUCCUUAUCCAUUCACAGAAGCCCAGAUAAAUGCGAUUGAAUCUUUUUCAUUUCAUCAUGUAAUCUGUAAGAACACCAAUGAAAAGAGUGUCCCAAGAGAUUGGUCCUUGUUUGAGAGUGCACAGAACCCACAAAUUCCAUGCGAUAAUUUAUCUUUUAAUUUCCUGCCAUGGAAAUGAAAAAAUUGUGAUUGAAGGCACAUUGACGUCAUUGAAUCAAUCAAGUGUGAAAUAAAAUAAACAUCGAAA
Messenger RNA from Clunio marinus, 2049 nucleotides. NCBI's taxonomy places the organism in Eukaryota, Metazoa, Arthropoda, Insecta, Diptera, Chironomidae. The record is from the annotation of a GenBank genome assembly.